Acanthaster planci (crown-of-thorns starfish) is the source of this 1812-nucleotide messenger RNA. RefSeq lists its product as uncharacterized. Gene Ontology annotation, biological process: synaptonemal complex assembly. Gene Ontology annotation, cellular component: synaptonemal complex. Lineage: Eukaryota; Metazoa; Echinodermata; Asteroidea; Valvatida; Acanthasteridae. The record is from RefSeq and is a predicted model, not a curated record.
CAGCACGGGUACCAUUGACAUGGUUGUUACGCGCCAUAUGCAAAAGUUUGCCAGAUGCUCGAGCUCGCCGUCUGCUGUCACCAGCAGUUAGGCCUACUAGGCCUACGACUACAACUUACAAGUGUGAGAUUUCUGGUCAGGCCUGCGUUCGUUCAAAGAAUUUGUUGGCCUAUGUACAGGUUUGACCAUUUUUAUCGGCCCUUGAGAGUUGAGUCAAAGUUGAUCGACCAUGGAGGACUCUGCACCUAGUUUUGGCAUCGAUAUCAUAAAAAACAGCAUCAGAGAUCUCCAGGAAGAAAAGGAAAAGAAUGAAAGGAAGUUGUCAGAAGCACGGUCAAGAAGGAGAAAGUUGGAAAGCAGAUAUGAAGCAGCUUUGAGUAAAUUCAAUCAGACCACAGACACCAAAGGCAAGAUGGCAGACACACUGAAGGUUGCCCAGUAUAAGGUCAGCCAGUCCCAAGCAGCCAUUGAAAGUCAGCAGAGCAUUAAUCAAGAGCUGGAGCAGAGAAUUUCUCACCUCAGAGCCAACAAGGCGGCUGAGGAAACACGCCAGCAGGAAGAAAAGGAAUUGCUGGAGGGCAAGCUGGCUAGCUUGGCGGACAUGUUCCACCAUGGCAAGGACUUUUAUACUGAUCAGUUGCUGCAAGACGAAGUCAGUUCAGUAAAGAAUGAAAUGCAGAGCCUGACCUCAAAAGUCAGACAGACAGACACGGAGGCAGAGCGGCUCAUAGGGCUGUUUGAAGCCUUGGAGAUGGUUGCCAAGAAAAAUGAAGAUGAGAAAGGUUUCCUCGGAAUAUCGUUGGAGACCCAGCAUCAGGCCUUAGACCUGUUUGAGCAAGAGAAGAAAGCCGAAGAGCAGGAGCUUGUCAAGAUGAAGGAAGUGGAGAGACAGCUACUCACUCAACUUGAGGAGUAAAUAGAUCAUUUUGGAAACUCUUGUUUCACUCUGUGCAAUUGCUAGAUGUUUUGACUUGCCUCUGUUUUAAGGCCUGACAUGCGUAAGAGCACCUUGUACUUUGACAGUUUCAGGACCAUUUGUCUAGUGUUUGCAAGCAAAAAACUUACUUUGGAAUGUCUAAAUGAGUCAACUCCACCACUGAAUUACUUUAAGUUUUGGGGGUUCCAAGAUUCCUGUACCAAAGCUUUCAACAUUUUUUUUCCAUUUCACCCCCCCCCCGGGCAAGUCCCACCCCCCAUGUUGUAAUGCCCAUGUAGACUUGUAUAGUGUUAUUUUACCAAACAGCAAUUUCCAUGUUCAUCCGUUUUUAUUCUCCUGAACGGCUUCGUGAAAUUGACCACAGAGCUACCUCUGAUUUCUUGUUCACCUCCGACAACCAAAGAAUAGACUGACCAACUCAAUGAGAUUAAGUGACAUAAAGAAAGAAACAAAUUUAAUAUCUGAUAUCAAGAUGGACGGGUGUAGUUAAAAUGCAUUAGAGGUGAGGUGGGUUGCUGUCGAUGGGAAUAUCCCCAACUUUUCAAACUGUAGCACUAGGCACUUUACACAACUAUGUUAUCAAGUUCAAAAGAAAUAUUACAUUCGUUGAAAAAUGGUAAAAUAUUUAACAAAUACAUUUAUUUACACACUUUGGAGAUGACUUAAAUAGGGGUUAAAGAGCAAACCAGCUAAUUCAGAAAGCCAUGAAGUUGUUUGGUGUUCCAUUUCUGUUUGAAGUUGUUCAACUCAUGUUUAAAAAGCGGAACGAAAUACGCUUUAAUUUGUGACAAAAAGUCUGUUUGGUGCUUUUAACAUUUAAACAGUUCAGCAUUUGCAUAAUAAAUUCAAAUGCCGUUAACAUUUCGUGAACAUAA